Molecule: messenger RNA, 5475 nt
Organism: Fasciola hepatica (liver fluke)
Lineage: Eukaryota; Metazoa; Platyhelminthes; Trematoda; Plagiorchiida; Fasciolidae
Source: the annotation of a GenBank genome assembly
AUGAACCUUGUCGUCCUUACUGUGACACAACAUGAUCCCAUCAACAAAUCGCCUAAAAACUAUAGUAUAGUAGUAGUAGCAGUAGUAGUAGUAGUAGUAGUAGUAGUAGUAGUAGUAGUAGUAGUAGUAGUAGUAGUAGUAGUAGUAGUAGUAGUAGUAGUAGUAGUAGUAGUAGUAGUAGUAGUAGUAGUAGUAGUAGUAGUAGUAGUAGUAGUAGUAGUAGUAGUAGUAGUAGUAUUGGUCCAAGUGGCACUCCGGGGUCUUCACAGUCAUCUUCGAGUACAAACUUGCUGGGAUCAUGACGAUCACCAGCUGGGAGUUGGUACGGACCCGCUGGUGCACGCCGUCGCGCUGCGCUCACUCCUGGAACGUGCGUUGCCAACGCUAGAUGAGGCGUCACGGGCAGACCUGGUGGCAGACCGAUGUGUGGAUAGUCUGCCGGAGCCCUUGCGUGGGAUGGUACGCGUCGCCCGUGCCGGCCGUUCACUGAAUUUGGUCCAGCUCGCGGACGUGGCUCGAGAACUGGCCAUGCUUGACGUACCUGUGGUCAAUACGGCCCAUGUCGGAGAUUCAUGGAAGGACGUCGAACUUGUGGGGGAGAAUUAUGAACUGGACCUUUCGAACCUGGAGGACGAACCAGUGAAAGCCGAAAAGUUGGAAGAAACCGAGUUUUCUUGCUGUGGAAACGUGGAAUCUAUCUUAUACGAACAGCCUGAAAUCCCGAAGGAUAUUGAAGGAAGUAUACCGGAAACAUUUCUGCUGGAGACUUCAAUCACUACUGAUGAGGUGGAAGAUGUCGGAAAACUGAACCGUACCUCUGAAAAUAUGGAAAACUGUAACCGGGAUUGCUCUGAAAGUCAACCUGAUGAUGGUGGAAACGAAGACAUGUCAUUUGCUCCAGUCUCCAUUGCAUCGAAAGACAACGGGUCAUGUCUUGCGCAAUGUGAAACCAAGACGCCGUUCAAAGUGGAUACAGAAGACGUUUACCCCUUACCUGAGCAAGUGCCGGGUGAGGAAGUCCAACCUUAUGCAUCCCGAAUGGAGACUGCUGGAAGUCAUAUCCAGGAUGAUAGGGGAAUGACACAACGCAUGGUGCUCAGUAACUUUGAAGUGAUUAUAACAGUAGUAGUAGUAGUAGUAGUAGUAGUAGUAGUAGUAGUAGUAGUAGUAGUAUUAGUAGUAGUAGUAGUAGUAGUAUUGGUCCAAGUGGCACUCCGGGGUCUUCACAGUCAUCUUCGAGUACAAACUUGCUGGGAUCAUGACGAUCACCAGCUGGGAGUUGGUACGGACCCGCUGGUGCACGCCGUCGCGCUGCGCUCACUCCUGGAACGUGCGUUGCCAACGCUAGAUGAGGCGUCACGGGCAGACCUGGUGGCAGACCGAUGUGUGGAUAGUCUGCCGGAGCCCUUGCGUGGGAUGGUACGCGUCGCCCGUGCCGGCCGUUCACUGAAUUUGGUCCAGCUCGCGGACGUGGCUCGAGAACUGGCCAUGCUUGACGUACCUGUGGUCAAUACGGCCCAUGUCGGAGAUUCAUGGAAGGACGUCGAACUUGUGGGGGAGAAUUAUGAACUGGACCUUUCGAACCUGGAGGACGAACCAGUGAAAGCCGAAAAGUUGGAAGAAACCGAGUUUUCUUGCUGUGGAAACGUGGAAUCUAUCUUAUACGAACAGCCUGAAAUCCCGAAGGAUAUUGAAGGAAGUAUACCGGAAACAUUUCUGCUGGAGACUUCAAUCACUACUGAUGAGGUGGAAGAUGUCGGAAAACUGAACCGUACCUCUGAAAAUAUGGAAAACUGUAACCGGGAUUGCUCUGAAAGUCAACCUGAUGAUGGUGGAAACGAAGACAUGUCAUUUGCUCCAGUCUCCAUUGCAUCGAAAGACAACGGGUCAUGUCUUGCGCAAUGUGAAACCAAGACGCCGUUCAAAGUGGAUACAGAAGACGUUUACCCCCUACCUGAGCAAGUGCCGGGUGAGGAAGUCCAACCUUAUGCAUCCCGAAUGGAGACUGCUGGAAGUCAUAUCCAGGAUGAUAGGGGAAUGACACAACGCAUGGUGCUCAGUAACUUUGAAGUGGGUCUUCACAGUCAUCUUCGAGUACAAACUUGCUGGGAUCAUGACGAUCACCAGCUGGGAGUUGGUACGGACCCGCUGGUGCACGCCGUCGCGCUGCGCUCACUCCUGGAACGUGCGUUGCCAACGCUAGAUGAGGCGUCACGGGCAGACCUGGUGGCAGACCGAUGUGUGGAUAGUCUGCCGGAGCCCUUGCGUGGGAUGGUACGCGUCGCCCGUGCCGGCCGUUCACUGAAUUUGGUCCAGCUCGCGGACGUGGCUCGAGAACUGGCCAUGCUUGACGUACCUGUGGUCAAUACGGCCCAUGUCGGAGAUUCAUGGAAGGACGUCGAACUUGUGGGGGAGAAUUAUGAACUGGACCUUUCGAACCUGGAGGACGAACCAGUGAAAGCCGAAAAGUUGGAAGAAACCGAGUUUUCUUGCUGUGGAAACGUGGAAUCUAUCUUAUACGAACAGCCUGAAAUCCCGAAGGAUAUUGAAGGAAGUAUACCGGAAACAUUUCUGCUGGAGACUUCAAUCACUACUGAUGAGGUGGAAGAUGUCGGAAAACUGAACCGUACCUCUGAAAAUAUGGAAAACUGUAACCGGGAUUGCUCUGAAAGUCAACCUGAUGAUGGUGGAAACGAAGACAUGUCAUUUGCUCCAGUCUCCAUUGCAUCGAAAGACAACGGGUCAUGUCUUGCGCAAUGUGAAACCAAGACGCCGUUCAAAGUGGAUACAGAAGACGUUUACCCCCUACCUGAGCAAGUGCCGGGUGAGGAAGUCCAACCUUAUGCAUCCCGAAUGGAGACUGCUGGAAGUCAUAUCCAGGAUGAUAGGGGAAUGACACAACGCAUGGUGCUCAGUAACUUUGAAGUGAUUAUAACAGUAGUAGUAGUAGUAGUAGUAGUAGUAGUAGUAGUAGUAGUAGUAGUAGUAGUAGUAGUAGUAGUAGUAGUAGUAGUAGUAGUAGUAUUGGUCCAAGUGGCACUCCGGAUAGUAGUAGUAGCAGUAGUAGUAGUAGUAGUAGUAGUAGUAGUAGUAGUAGUAGUAGUAGUAGUAGUAGUAGUAGUAGUAGUAGUAGUAGUAGUAGUAGUAGUAGUAGUAGUAGUAGUAGUAGUAGUAGUAGUAGUAUUGGUCCAAGUGGCACUCCGUGUUUGUGUAGUUUCGGGUCUUCACAGUCAUCUUCGAGUACAAACUUGCUGGGAUCAUGACGAUCACCAGCUGGGAGUUGGUACGGACCCGCUGGUGCACGCCGUCGCGCUGCGCUCACUCCUGGAACGUGCGUUGCCAACGCUAGAUGAGGCGUCACGGGCAGACCUGGUGGCAGACCGAUUUGUGGAUAGUCUGCCGGAGCCCUUGCGUGGGAUGGUACGCGUCGCCCGUGCCGGCCGUUCACUGAAUUUGGUCCAGCUCGCGGACGUGGCUCGAGAACUGGCCAUGCUUGACGUACCUGUGGUCAAUACGGCCCAUGUCGGAGAUUCAUGGAAGGACGUCGAACUUGUGGGGGAGAAUUAUGAACUGGACCUUUCGAACCUGGAGGACGAACCAGUGAAAGCCGAAAAGUUGGAAGAAACCGAGUUUUCUUGCUGUGGAAACGUGGAAUCUAUCUUAUACGAACAGCCUGAAAUCCCGAAGGAUAUUGAAGGAAGUAUACCGGAAACAUUUCUGCUGGAGACUUCAAUCACUACUGAUGAGGUGGAAGAUGUCGGAAAACUGAACCGUACCUCUGAAAAUAUGGAAAACUGUAACCGGGAUUGCUCUGAAAGUCAACCUGAUGAUGGUGGAAACGAAGACAUGUCAUUUGCUCCAGUCUCCAUUGCAUCGAAAGACAACGGGUCAUGUCUUGCGCAAUGUGAAACCAAGACGCCGUUCAAAGUGGAUACAGAAGACGUUUACCCCCUACCUGAGCAAGUGCCGGGUGAGGAAGUCCAACCUUAUGCAUCCCGAAUGGAGACUGCUGGAAGUCAUAUCCAGGAUGAUAGGGGAAUGACACAACGCAUGGUGCUCAGUAACUUUGAAGUGGGUCUUCACAGUCAUCUUCGAGUACAAACUUGCUGGGAUCAUGACGAUCACCAGCUGGGAGUUGGUACGGACCCGCUGGUGCACGCCGUCGCGCUGCGCUCACUCCUGGAACGUGCGUUGCCAACGCUAGAUGAGGCGUCACGGGCAGACCUGGUGGCAGACCGAUUUGUGGAUAGUCUGCCGGAGCCCUUGCGUGGGAUGGUACGCGUCGCCCGUGCCGGCCGUUCACUGAAUUUGGUCCAGCUCGCGGACGUGGCUCGAGAACUGGCCAUGCUUGACGUACCUGUGGUCAAUACGGCCCAUGUCGGAGAUUCAUGGAAGGACGUCGAACUUGUGGGGGAGAAUUAUGAACUGGACCUUUCGAACCUGGAGGACGAACCAGUGAAAGCCGAAAAGUUGGAAGAAACCGAGUUUUCUUGCUGUGGAAACGUGGAAUCUAUCUUAUACGAACAGCCUGAAAUCCCGAAGGAUAUUGAAGGAAGUAUACCGGAAACAUUUCUGCUGGAGACUUCAAUCACUACUGAUGAGGUGGAAGAUGUCGGAAAACUGAACCGUACCUCUGAAAAUAUGGAAAACUGUAACCGGGAUUGCUCUGAAAGUCAACCUGAUGAUGGUGGAAACGAAGACAUGUCAUUUGCUCCAGUCUCCAUUGCAUCGAAAGACAACGGGUCAUGUCUUGCGCAAUGUGAAACCAAGACGCCGUUCAAAGUGGAUACAGAAGACGUUUACCCCCUACCUGAGCAAGUGCCGGGUGAGGAAGUCCAACCUUAUGCAUCCCGAAUGGAGACUGCUGGAAGUCAUAUCCAGGAUGAUAGGGGAAUGACACAACGCAUGGUGCUCAGUAACUUUGAAGUGAUAGUAGUAGUAGCAGUAGUAGUAGUAGUAGUAGUAGUAGUAGUAGUAGUAGUAGUAGUAGUAGUAGUAGUAGUAGUAGUAGUAGUAGUAGUAGUAGUAGUAGUAGUAGUAGUAGUAGUAGUAGUAGUAGUAGUAGUAGUAGUAUUGGUCCAAGUGGCACUCCGUGUUUGUGUAGUUUCGGUAAACCAUACAGUUGUGCAGUUUGAGUUCCUUUUGGCUUCAGAUGAUGCGGAGACUUCGUUCAAAGCAAAGCUGAGCACAUUCACAUCCGCCAUUGAAGAGCUACAGUUGCGAGCUGAUUUGUUAGUUUUACGCCCUAACAAGGGGUCCGGAGCAGUGCUGAUCGAUCGGAAUGAUUAUAAGAAGAAGAUGGAAAGUGUUCUUCAUGAUUCCAGCAAGUUUGUACUCGAAGAUGACUGUGAAGACCCUAAAGAACUAGAACAACAGAUAUCGACAGAAGUACAGUUUCUACUAGAAAGACACUUCAUCGAUGAAAGCACAGCUCACCAUCUGAAGCCAAAAGGAACUCAAACUGCACAACUGUAA